AUGCACCCGAAGUUUGGGCGCAAUGUCAAGCCUCUAGAAGCCAAGAGUCGUCUUGAAGAACAGUCAUUUGUGGAAGAAGGGAGUCCCUGGUUCGACGCCAGUAGCCCUGAAGAGAUACAACAAUUAGACAAUAAUGCAGCAUCUGGCCUGACAACUGAGCAAGCCGGGUUGCCAUCUUUUCCAGUGACUUCAGCCAUGCGAUAUAUUGUGGAAUUUUGUAUCUCUCAGCUUCUCAAGGCCAUAACACUGGGUCUACUUGUUGUAUCGUUCAACUGGAAUGGCAGUCUUUUUGGGGUUAAGAGUAGUGAUGCGGACCAUGACGUGAUUCUCGCUCGACUGGAACAUCUUCAAACGGCUGCACACUAUCAAAAAAGGCUCGAAGUUGGCGCAAUUGUUGGUGUGCCAUCUCUCGAUUUGGUUCCAAUGCAGGACUUCGCACUGGUCAGCUCUGGAGCAUUCUAUAUACCGCUUCUUACUUCCCAGUUUGACAUCACACCAUCAUCUUGGCAUACAUGGCGUCAGGCAGCAGACCGGCACAUAAGCAAUUCCCCCAAUCUAGCACUGACUGCGGAUCCUCCAGGAAGCUGUUGGAGACUACCCCAAUCGAGGGGUCAUCUAGGAAUUGGGUUUAAGACCCCUAUGAUCAUUACUCACGUUUCAAUUGAACAUCUCAGUUCUACGCUGGAUGCACCCCGGGAUGUUGUUGUGUGGGGCUUCCUUGAACAUGCUGAGAACCUUCAGCAUUACAGACCUGUUAGUACAGGUGUGGACGAUGAACCUCCCCAUGAGGUCAUUGAAGCAGGCCGAAGGCAGAAUCCCCAUGGCUCUUUCAUCAAGCUUGUACAGGUGGAAUUUAGCCCCUUUGAUCAGGAGUCCCCAGUUCAGACGUUUCCUGUCUACCAGAACAUCCUUCGGUCGGGCUUUGAUUUUGGAUUGGUUGUUGUCGAGGUACGGGGGAAUUGGGGUGCACCUGAGACUUGCUUAUACAGAGUGCGGGUUCACGGAAAAGAUAUUCGUGACGAAUCGUAA
Suillus fuscotomentosus is the source of this 1029-nucleotide messenger RNA. RefSeq lists its product as uncharacterized. Gene Ontology annotation, molecular function: protein-membrane adaptor activity. The record is from RefSeq and is a predicted model, not a curated record. Gene Ontology annotation, cellular component: nuclear envelope; meiotic nuclear membrane microtubule tethering complex. Gene Ontology annotation, biological process: nuclear envelope organization. The transcript has 3 exons. Bases 1 to 1029 code for a protein of 342 amino acids. NCBI's taxonomy places the organism in Eukaryota, Fungi, Basidiomycota, Agaricomycetes, Boletales, Suillaceae.